Molecule: messenger RNA, 546 nt
Organism: Acanthosepion pharaonis
Lineage: Eukaryota; Metazoa; Mollusca; Cephalopoda; Sepiida; Sepiidae
Source: the annotation of a GenBank genome assembly
AUGCCCCUUGUCAAAAAUAAACGUAGUAACAAUUAUGCAUAUAACAAAAUCUAUCUAUCUAUCUAUCUAUCUAUCUAUCUAUCUAUCUAUCUAUCUAUCUAUCUAUCUAUCUAUCUAUCUCACUCUGUUCAUAUCUAUCUAUCUAUCUAUCUAUCUAUCUAUCUAUCUAUCUAUCUAUCUAUCUCACUCUGUUCAUAUCUAUCUACCUAUCUAGGGUGCGUAAGAGCAUCAAUGUCGAAUUAUCAGCUAACGCGUGUGAGGAAACGACAUGCUGCAAUUGUUGCAAUACACGUAAAGCACAUCGAUGCAGAGAUUGCACGAUUUUUUGGAAGUACCAGGUCUUUUGUGCACAAAGUUCGGAAGGAGUUGGAAGCCUCUAACAGAGAUGUGUCGCCUGUAGCGAAGCGCAAAAAGCAUUCACUGCAUUCGGACAUUAUCACAACACCACAAUUUGUACAGCGAGUGCAGGACAUUGCGAAUUCUGGACCGUCCAAUGGGCCUAUUUUCAGAGUUACCAGAGGGUACAAUCCGCAAUAUGAUACAUAG